GUGCAGUGCCGUCUCUGUUCCAUUGGACGCCCGUGUUUCUUUAUUUUAUAGUCAGACCUGAGUCUAGGCAACAGAAGAAACCCUCGGUUACAUUAGUAAACAAACAUCUGCCCGGAAGUUGUUGGUACGACCCGGAAUAGCGUCCGUCCCCGGAACUAACGUUAACUGUUUGUGUGUCACAUCGUGGUGAGGACGGCGGAGUAAAAGGCGCCAGUGUUUAGUUUCUUAAGAAGAAAGAAAGGUCCCAAACUGCUGGAUGUGGUUUUAAAAGCUGGAACAAAGCUACACAGAGCAGGUUGGUUUUCUCUUUUAAUGUCGCAGGGAGUCGGUGCUAAAGCUAAGGUUAGCCGCUAGCAGCUAGCUCCUGCUAAGCUAACGUGUUGUUGUAUUUCCUGCGCGCUGCUCUGUGGACUUCCACGGCAAUCACAAAGAAGAAAGUUUGGAAGUUUUUCAAGGAUAUUGAAAAUGAGCCACGGUCGUAAAUGCAGUGUCCCAGGCUGUACAGGGAACGGUGGCACUUGUCAUAGUCUCCCCAAGGAAGCAGACAGCCGACGGGCAUGGCUGGUGUUUCUCUAUAAGAAGAUCCCUGUGAAGUUCGACACUAAAUUAUACAUUUGCUCGAACCAUUUCACCGAAGACAGCUUUGAAAACCUUGGACAGUUUAGAGCAGGAUAUGCUAAGCUGCUGUUGCUGAAAAAAGGGACUGUUCCGACCGUGUGGUCGUCACAACAGCAAGCUAGCAGUGAGGUGGGGGGAAGCUCAUACAUGGAGAAGGAGGGUCUUAUAAGAACUUUGGACCUCCUUCAUGGAAGUGGUGUGAAGUUGGACUGUAUUAUCACCGAUCAUCACCCUCAGAUCCAAAAGUUCCUGAGAGAACGUAAAAUCACCCACUCCUACGAUGUAUGGCAUGUAGCCAAAGAUAUACCUCCAGACGUUCUGGAAGUGAUUAUUGGUGAAGAGGAGCAGCAGGAGUUGGUGGUUAAAGAAGAGGUUCCCCCUGAGCAGCAGGAGUGUAGCUCCAGUGUGGACCAGCAGGAGCCAGAGCCCCCCCCACACAUUAAAGAGGAACAGGAGGAACUGUGGAGCAGUCAGGAGGGAGAGCAGCUUCAAGGGCUGGAGGAGGCUGAUAUCACCAAGUUCCCAUUCACUCCUGUCCCUGUGAAGAGUGAAGAUGAUGAAGAGGAAGGUAGGAACAACGUUAACAGGGUUUUUAGGGGAAAUAAAGGGGGGGAAAUCUAUAGAAGUCAAGAGCAAAAAAGUUCAAGAGAACCCGGUUUAUUUUAUUUUAGGAGUAGGGUUCCUUUCAUACUAGUUUCGCAUGUCCAGACCUUCCUCCACACUCAUUCCAGCUCACAGCAGCAGAUGAAGGUGCUGAAGUGGCAGCAGAGGAUGAUAAAGAACCGGGAGUCGGCCUGCAUGUCGAGGAAGAAGAAGAAGGAGUACCUGCAGAACGUGGAGGCUCAGCUCCGGGAGGCCCAGCAGGAGAAUGAACGUCUUCGCCGAGAGAACCAGACGCUGAGGGAGAGACUGGCCGGGAGAGAGGUGAGGGAGGGAGGAGGUGACUCUUCAUCUUCUCCUUCUUUAAUAAUUCAUCUGACUUUGCCCUGA
Molecule: messenger RNA, 1608 nt
Organism: Sander lucioperca (pikeperch)
Lineage: Eukaryota; Metazoa; Chordata; Actinopteri; Perciformes; Percidae
Product: cyclic AMP-responsive element-binding protein 3-like protein 2
Exons: 5
Coding region: 466-1608 (380 amino acids)
Biological process (GO): regulation of transcription by RNA polymerase II; endoplasmic reticulum unfolded protein response
Cellular component (GO): nucleus
Molecular function (GO): RNA polymerase II cis-regulatory region sequence-specific DNA binding; DNA-binding transcription factor activity, RNA polymerase II-specific
Source: RefSeq, a predicted model, not a curated record